This is a messenger RNA of Heterotrigona itama, 2265 nucleotides long. The record is from the annotation of a GenBank genome assembly. NCBI's taxonomy places the organism in Eukaryota, Metazoa, Arthropoda, Insecta, Hymenoptera, Apidae.
AUGUUCUCCUUCUUGAUCUUGGAUCAUUGUAGUAAAACGGUAUUAUCGUUUUUAGACAUGUACAGUCUCGUCUCGUACAAUCUUUCUUAUUAAAAUAAACAUCGAAAUCAAUCGGAUUAGUUUGUGAUUCUCUUAUUAUUCGUGGACCUUUUAUCCCCUCUCAUAUUGAUACAACGAUUAUCUUCUCGAUCAUAUUUUAAAGAAGACUACCAAGGGAAUGAUGCUGUAUAGCAACAAUGCAUAGGAACUUAACAUAUCUUUAAUGGUUAGUUAUGUAUAUGUAUGAUCACUCGUAUUGUUGUGUUCUUUGUUUGUCACACUAGUAAACAAAGCUAUAAAUUAAUUCCACUGCGUAAAUGAAAUAUAAUUACUGAAUGCAUGCGUGCAUGCUCAUUGGCCGAACAUCACUAUGCUUACAAAUCAACAGACUACGUAAUUGCAAAAUUGAAUUGUAUCGCGAAAUCGGUGCAUCGACCGUCUGCCGUUCAAUUAACUCUGAAUCGAAUCAUGACAUUGUCUCGCCGUUUUCAUUGAUCAGGAUCACUCGAUUCUUCAUAUGUCAAAUAUCGUUCAAAAACACACCAGGUUCACAUAUAACUCAUAACUAUAAAUCAUACUCCUUCUCCAAUAUAAAAAUUGCUCCUACCCUUCUUGUGUUCUCGUCUGAUUUCCAUCGCAUGUUUCGCAUUUCAUGCUAUAUAUAUCUCUUUCUUUCAAUCAGUAUCAAUCAGUAUCAAUCAGUAUCAUUAAAUUUCGCAAUUGGAAUGCAACGAUUACAGUGCAAAUUCACGUAAAAUAAAUCAUAUAAUUGAAGACACGACGUGAUUUUUGCGUCCCUCUAAAAAUAUCUUUGAUAAUCUUAGACGCUUGAUUACGUUCUUUCAGUGAAAGUGAAUCCCAUCGAUAUUACGGAGAAUCUUUUCUUCGCUAUUUUCGGCCAAAAGGAUACAGAUGACUUCACGGUAUCACUGAAACGAAAGAUGCAACCAAAUUGGACGAUAUACUUUUUUAAGAUAUCCUUCUCUCUGUACAUGUUGGUUAGUGUUAUUGUACUAAUCAAUCUAUUAAUCGCAAUGAUGACCGAUACAUAUCAAAAUAUUCAGUCACAAAGCGACAUCGAAUGGAAAUAUGGAUUAAGCAAACUUAUACGUAAAAUGCAAAAAACACGUACUGCACCUUCGCCAUUGAAUCUCAUUACUUCCUGGAUUCCAUAUAUUAGGAAAAUAUUUAAAAAUCGAAGCCACGAACGUAAAACUGAUAUAAUACGUUUAUUUGCGGGACACACAUUUAGUCAAGACAAUGGAUUAUCUCAGCAACAUGAUGUCAACUUUCCAUUACUUCGAUCAAGUCCAUUAGAAAGUCAGUUGUCUUUGAAAGAUUCAAUAAGAAUCGAAAAUGUAGUGGAUUGGGAUUUCGUAAGACGAAAAUAUAGAGUACGAUUUGGUAACGAAAUCAGAAAAUCUCUCCCAGAAGAUUACUCUAUAAAGCGUCAGUAUAUGUAGUUUCCUAUUACUUACAUAAUUAUAUACUGUAGAUUUACCAUUUUCUCACAAAUGAAAUAUUUGUAUUUACUAUUUGAUAUGUUUUUUAUCUUAUUAAAUAUAAAAAUAAUAUUCCUAUAUUAUUGGUACAGAAAUAUGAAAAUUGUCGAAAGAUUUUAAAGUAUUAAGAAGUAUUAAGAAGUAUAAGUAUUAAGAAGAAAAUUUUUAUAAAUAAUUUUUUUAUAGUAUAAAAAUAUAAUACAGUAUAAAAAUAUAAUAUUACUUUUUUGAUAUCAGUAUCAUAUUCUAACUAAAGUAAUACUUAAAUUUUAAUACUUAAUUUUAAUAGUUAAUUAUUAAGUUAAGUAAUUAUUAAUAGUUAAGUAAUACUUAAUUUUAAUAGUUAGAUUUGUUAAGAUAUGUUAUUUCUCUACCAUAUCUCUGAUGCGUGGUAACAACCAAAUUAAAAGCUGCGGCUUGUUCGCGUAUACAUCUGUCUUCCUCAGAUGUUAAAGAUUCAGGAAGUGGUUGUCUCAAAAGAUGAUUAUCCUCAGAAAAAUUUUUGCACAUCUCAUAUGCAGCUUUUUCAAAAGAAGACUGUUCUUUUUUCUUUUCUUUAACAUUUAAGCAAUUUUUCCAAAGCUGCUUUUCUGUUUCCAAAUACUUUCUAUGUUUUUCAUUUGCCUAAAAAUAACAAAUACAAUAAAAUGUUUUUAGAAACGGAAGACACAGACUGUCAAAAUAUGUGAGCAUAACUUCACUGAAAUCAGCACAAUUAAAAUAA